GCUAUCAGAAGUUGAGGCGGCCUUUCGACUAUUCCAAAAGGACGGAAGGAAGGACUAAAACACAUUGAGGCGGGUAAGGUUAGGUCCCAAUUUCUGCUCUGCUUUGGUUUCACUACCCACCAUAUCAAGAUAAAAGAUAACUCUUCUUCUCUGCUUUCAUUUGUGAAAAUGAUGAAGCGCCAUCUAUCAAAGCUUCCCCACUUGCGUACAGGCUUUGGAAAUUUCAAUUCUUUCUUGUGCUCAUGCUUUGAAACUGGGUCCAGCAAUGGUGAUGCCAAGGGCUUACUUCAUCAGCAAAAGCGAAUGAAAAAUGGCUCCCCUUACGCAACUUGUUGUGCCAAGUUACCGGAGGAGCUUCCAAAAGAUAAUCCUGUUUCCAAUAUGUUGAUUGAUUCUUUUGGAAGGCAGCACACUUACUUGAGGAUCUCUUUAACAGAGCGUUGCAAUCUGCGAUGUCAAUACUGCAUGCCGGCCGAGGGUGUCAGCCUCACUCCUGGCCCUAAGAUUCUCUCACAGAAUGAGCUUGUUCGUUUGGCUAAUCUAUUUGUAAGCUCAGGAGUCGAUAAAAUUCGUUUGACUGGAGGGGAGCCAACCGUCAGGAAAGAUAUUGAAGACAUAUGCUUACACUUGUCUAACUUGAAGGGACUAAAAACACUGGCUAUCACUACUAAUGGAAUCACUCUUGCACGAAAACUUCCCAAGUUGAAAGAAUGCGGCCUUAGUGCGGUGAAUAUUAGUUUAGACACCUUGGUCCCUGCAAAGUUUGAAUUUCUGACCAGGCGUAAAGGGCAUGAAAGGGUUAUGGACUCAAUUAAUGCUGCCAUAGACCUCGGUUAUAAUCCUGUUAAGGUAAAUUGCGUUGUAAUGCGUGGGUUCAAUGAUGAUGAGAUUUGCGAUUUCGUAGAGCUGACACGUGAAAAGCCAAUUAACAUUCGAUUCAUUGAGUUCAUGCCUUUUGAUGGAAAUGUAUGGAAUGUUAAGAAACUUGUACCCUACGCAGAAAUGUUGGAUAGAGUGGCAAAACAUUUUACAGGCCUAAAAAGACUUCAGGAUCACCCAACUGAUACUGCCAAGAAUUUCAGGAUAGAUGAUCAUCUUGGUACAGUUUCUUUUAUCACAUCAAUGACUGAGCAUUUUUGUGCUGGUUGCAAUAGAUUGCGACUCUUAGCUGAUGGGAACUUCAAAGUUUGCUUGUUUGGUCCUUCAGAGGUCAGCUUAAGAGAUCCCCUUCGGCAGGGUGCUGAUGAUCAUGAACUAAGGGAAAUAAUUGGUUCAGCGGUGAAGAGGAAGAAAGCUUCGCAUGCUGGAAUGUUUGACAUUGCAAAGACAGCAAAUAGGCCCAUGAUACAUAUUGGUGGCUAAUGUGCAGGUUUUGUAGAAUAUGAAGUUGCAUGUGACAGAGUCAUCCCGUAUUUGCUUAAUAAACUUUUGCUAUCUCAUUAGAAGAGGGACUGGGGGAGAAGAAUGUGUUGAUGUCAAUUUGUUGCUGGGAUAAUGGUAGAAGGCAAUGAGAUGUCAGAACCGUAUCUCACUCUUGUUAUCCUUGUGAUGAUGGCGUUAUGCUGUAACAAACAUUUUUCUCAGUAUCCUAUUUGUUAUUGUGGGAACAAGUGACAAGUGCAUACACCCCAGAACUCAUACUGUAAUCGCUAAACAUGGAAAAAAUUUAUUAUGGUCCCGGACCAUGGUAUAUC
Messenger RNA from Rosa rugosa (rugosa rose), 1694 nucleotides. RefSeq names its product GTP 3',8-cyclase, mitochondrial. The coding region runs from base 169 to 1362 and encodes 397 amino acids. Gene Ontology annotation, biological process: Mo-molybdopterin cofactor biosynthetic process. The record is from RefSeq and is a predicted model, not a curated record. The transcript has 7 exons. NCBI's taxonomy places the organism in Eukaryota, Viridiplantae, Streptophyta, Magnoliopsida, Rosales, Rosaceae. Gene Ontology annotation, molecular function: cyclic pyranopterin monophosphate synthase activity; GTP 3',8'-cyclase activity; metal ion binding.